AUGGGAGACUACAACGACGCCUUACUGCGCAACCCGAACUCCGCCGUCCAGGCCCGUGCCAAGGCUCAGAAUCGUAACAAUGUUAUGCAACUCAAGCUUAUUGGUCAAAGUCAUUCUACUGGAUUGACGCCAAAUCUUCUUAAACUAUUUGAGCCCCGGCCUCCAUUGGAAUAUAAGCCAGCACCAGAGAAAAGGAAAUGCCCCCCAUAUACGGGUAUGGCACAGUUUGUUAGUAACUUUGCCGAGCCUAGUGAUCCACAAUAUGCUCCACCUGUCCAGGAGGCCGAGACUCAUGUGCAAAGAAGAGCUAGGAUACACAAGAUGCGGCUAGAGGAAGGUGCAAAAAAGGCUGCUGAGGAGCUGGAGAAAUAUGACACAAAAAAUGAUCCAAACAUUUCUGGAGAUCCAUACAAAACGUUAUUUGUAGCUAGACUUAAUUAUGAGAUGACAGAGAGCAGAAUCAAAAGGGAGUUUGAGGCUUAUGGGCCUAUCAAGCGGGUUCGUUUGGUUACAGAUAAAGAGACAAAUAAGCCUAGAGGCUAUGCCUUCAUCGAGUAUAUGCAUACACGUGAUAUGAAAGCUGGAUACAAACAAGCUGAUGGAAAAAAGAUUGACAACAGAAGGGUUCUCGUGGACGUUGAACGUGGAAGAACUGUUCCUAAUUGGCGACCUCGCAGGCUUGGUGGUGGGCUGGGAACAACUCGGGUUGGAGGUGAAGAAGUUAACCAAAGAGAGCAAUUACAGUCUAGAGGAACAUCUAGGUCUGAGGAGCCAAGGAUACGAGAUGACCGAGAAAGGGAGAAAUCUCGUGAAAGGGUGAGGGAUGGGGAGAAAUCUCGUGAAAGGGUAAGGGACAGGGAGAAAUCCCGUGAAAGGUCUCAUGAGAUCUCUAAUGAGAAACCGAGGGACCGUGAUCAUAGAGAUGAUCGACAUCACAGAGAUCGUGAUAGAAACAGGGACAGGGACAGAUACAGGGAGAGAGAUCGUGGUCAUGAUCGGGAACGUGACCAUGACCGAGAGCUAACACGAGACCGUUAUCGUGGUCGAGACCGUGAUCGUGAUCGGGAACGUCGUGACCAUGAUCGUCACAGUGAGAAGGAGAGGGACAGGGAUUUUGAAGAUGGUGAUGACCUUGAUCGAGGGCAUUCCCGUGAUAGAGAUUAUGACUAUGGUACUGAUUCAAAACAUGAGCGAGACCGUGAUAUGAAAGAGAAAAACGAUGACCGCGCAGAAACAGAGGAUAAACAUGGGUGGCAUGAACAGACUGAGUACAGAUAUGAACACCCAAAACUAGAAGCUGAUCAUGACGAUGGGCACUAUGAACACCGAAGUCGAGGACACUAUGACAAUCCAGAAGCCCCAGCGGUUUAUGACCGCUAUAAAGAAGCUGACCAUGAUCAAAUGGAUGAGGAUGAUUAUCGUUAUGUCCGAGAUACAUCUGAAUCACAAGAAAGGGACCGUGAUUACCGGCGUUGA
Messenger RNA from Fraxinus pennsylvanica, 1476 nucleotides. The record is from the annotation of a GenBank genome assembly. NCBI's taxonomy places the organism in Eukaryota, Viridiplantae, Streptophyta, Magnoliopsida, Lamiales, Oleaceae.